This is a messenger RNA of Trichoderma harzianum CBS 226.95, 2208 nucleotides long. RefSeq lists its product as hypothetical. The coding region runs from base 496 to 2142 and encodes 548 amino acids. The record is from RefSeq and is a predicted model, not a curated record. The transcript is spliced from 2 exons. Gene Ontology annotation, biological process: proteolysis. Gene Ontology annotation, cellular component: fungal-type vacuole. Gene Ontology annotation, molecular function: serine-type carboxypeptidase activity. NCBI's taxonomy places the organism in Eukaryota, Fungi, Ascomycota, Sordariomycetes, Hypocreales, Hypocreaceae.
GUACCUGCUUUUGUAUUGUCUCGUUGCUUCAGCGAUCGUCUUUCGAGUCUCCGAUGGCGAUCGCUUGCGGGCCAUCAAGGGACUCGGACAGUGCUAGGCAGGAGAUCCGCGACCGGCGAAGGGGGCUGGCGCACUAACAGGCAGCAACGCUACUGCAGCGACUAUCUGUUACCCGACUCCUAUAGCCAGGAGCGAGGGGGUCACAGUGCGCCUCAGCAACACUAACAACAGGUACCUCACAGUAAGAAUGCGUUAGGCAAGGUUCCUGAGCGGCUUUGGGUUGAGUUUCCCCGGGCUUGAACCAAGAGGUUGGGCUGCCUGGCGACUGCUCGCAUACGUAAUGACCGCCUCUCUCGGCCAGCCACGCCCUUUAUUAGCCGGCCCUUCGUCCUUCUUCCAUCUCUCAUUCAUCAAUUCCUCUCCCAUCUCUAUCAUCAUCUCCAUCUCAAUCCGCAUCGAGAACUCUGGUACCUGACAUCACUACCAUCAGUCACAAUGCGGUUGUCUACUUCCGCCCUCGUGCUGGGCGCUGCCUCGUCGGCCAUGGCCUUCCAGGACCAAAAGGUCCUCGGCGACUCCAAGCCGGCUGUCAAGUUCGGCGGCGACUUUGAGGCGUUGGCCUCGUCCCUCAAGGAGUCGUUUGGCGAGCUCACUGCCGAUGCCAAGGCCGUCUGGGAAGAGGUCUCUCUGCUCGCCCCGGAUGCCAUGGAGGCGUUCAUUGCCGAGGCCAAGGGCAUCAAGGCCAAGAAGCACGACCGCAAGGCCGAUGGCGAAUGGGACCAUGUUGUCAAGGGUGCUGACCUCCAGAAGGUGUGGGUUGAGGACGACAAGACUGGAGAGUCCCGCCGUCUGGUGGGCGGCAAGCUGUCCAACUACAGCCUGCGAGCCAAGAAGGUCGAUCCCGCAAAGCUCGGUGUCGAUAAGGUGAAGCAAUUCAGCGGAUACCUCGACGACGACGAGAAGGACAAGCACUUGUUCUACUGGUUCUUCGAGUCCCGCAACGACCCCAAGAACGACCCCGUCAUCCUGUGGCUCAAUGGCGGCCCAGGCUGCUCCUCCCUUACCGGUCUCUUCUUUGAGCUGGGCCCGGCUUCUAUCAACCAGAAGAUCCAGAUUGUCAACAACCCACACGCAUGGAACAACAACGCUUCCGUCAUCUUCCUUGACCAGCCGGUCAAUGUGGGCUACUCAUAUGGCAGCGGCUCAGUCAGCGACACUGUCGCUGCUGGCAAGGACGUCUACGCCCUCCUCACCCUCUUCUUCCACCAGUUCCCCGAGUAUUCUACUCAGGACUUCCACAUUGCUGGAGAGUCAUAUGGCGGACACUACGUCCCCACCUUUGCGUCUGAGAUCCUUUCCCACAAGGACCGCAACAUCAACCUCAAGAGCAUUGCUGUCGGCAAUGGCUUGACUGAUGAGUUCACCCAGUACGCUUACUACCGGCCCAUGGCCUGCGGUGACGGUGGCUACCCCGCUGUCCUGAGCGAGAGCCAGUGCAAUGCCAUGGACAGCUCCCUCCCUCGCUGCCAGAGCCUCAUCAAGAACUGUUACGACUCGGAGAGCGCCUGGCUCUGCGUGCCCGCUUCCAUCUACUGCAACAACGCCUUCAUUGGACCGUACCAGCAGACUGGCUACAACCCCUACGAUAUCCGUUCCAAGUGCGAGGAUUCCGGCAACCUGUGCUACAAGGGUCUGGGUUACAUCUCUGAGUACCUGAACAAGCCUGAUGUCAUGGAGGCCCUCGGUGCUGAGGUGUCAUCCUACGACUCCUGCAACUUCGACAUCAACCGUAACUUCUUGAUGCACGGUGACUGGAUGAAGCCCAUCUACCGCCUUGUUCCCGACCUGCUGAAGGAGAUUCCCGUCCUUAUCUACGCCGGUGACGCCGACUUCAUCUGCAACUGGCUCGGCAACAAGGCCUGGGUCAAUGCCCUCGAGUGGGAGCACGGUGACGAGUUCCGUAGCGCCAAGACCAAGGACCUCACUGUUGGAGACAAGACAUACGGUAACGUUCAGUCAUCACACAACCUCACCUGGAUUCAGGUCUACGGCGCCGGCCACAUGACACCAACGGAUGAGCCCGAGGGCAGCAUCAACUUUGUCAACCGCUGGAUCGCCGGCGAGUGGGUUGCUAAGAAAUGAUGAUGAAUGAUUAAGAUAUCCGAUGGGUUUUUUGGUAUAACUGGGCAGUAAAUGACAUAUGGGCGC